Colletotrichum tamarilloi is the source of this 120-nucleotide messenger RNA. RefSeq lists its product as uncharacterized. The record is from RefSeq and is a predicted model, not a curated record. The annotation marks the transcript as partial. The transcript has 2 exons. NCBI's taxonomy places the organism in Eukaryota, Fungi, Ascomycota, Sordariomycetes, Glomerellales, Glomerellaceae.
GCGAUCAACCCCGUCGUCAAGACGUUUUCCAACCUCCUCAACUCGGUCCAUCACCCGUACGCAGGAGCCCGCUGCUCAGCCGCCCCCGGGGCUUCAGCGGACUCGGCCUUUGAUCUCUAA